Molecule: messenger RNA, 2750 nt
Organism: Aspergillus versicolor CBS 583.65
Lineage: Eukaryota; Fungi; Ascomycota; Eurotiomycetes; Eurotiales; Aspergillaceae
Exons: 7
Coding region: 47-2650 (867 amino acids)
Source: RefSeq, a predicted model, not a curated record
CACCGCAGUGCCACGAAACCAUUUCCUUUACCACGUCGUUCCCAGUAUGGAGUGCGCCAAUAAGAGAAAGAAGACAAAGAAGACCGCUGUACCUGCAGCCCUGCCAGCUGUCUGGAGAGAGCUCAGGAGAAACUAUUGGGCAGCAGUUCAGCAUGAAGCCCAGAACAUGAUCAGAAUGCAUAAACUCCUAAAACAAACCGCAUACCAACCGCAUACACCUCCCAGUCUCGAAUGUGACAACUUCAAGAAGAUGUUCGAUAUAUGGGUUGGCAGUCAACCAAAUUUUGAUGACAAGACUACUUCAACCCUCUACCAUGAGACUCUCCGAAAAUCCCAGGAACACCUGAAUGAGGCAGAAGACAACGAUCACCGCUACGCGCGCCUGCUACUUCAAUCCUCCAGCCUUCUGGAUAUCGAUAUACUUUACGAGCCCACGAAAGUAUCCCAGGACUUCCUUAAUCUACAGCCAAAUCUCCCAAAUGUUGAAUUUAUAACGGACGCCGCGGAUGGCACUGCAAACGGAGGGCCCGGGCCCGGGCUCUACGCCAUCUGCUGCAAUGAAUGCCGUCAUCCGAUGCGAUCCAAGGUAUACUACGAGUGUACGCAUGACUGCCGUCCUUAUGUCUGCUACGAGUAUACCGAGGAUGGCUGGCGGUAUUGCGGGUCUGAUACGCCGCCGCCGCCUGAGUUUGGGUUACGCCGUCUCUGCCCGACCUGCAAAAAUAAAGUCGAGGUCUGUUGGCCAGGACAUAGUUUGCGGCUGAGAGAAUACAAGGAUCCAGGUAUUCCUGGUAUUCUAGAACUGCGGAAACAGCUCGACACGUUCGCGAAUGGGGAUAUGUCCAAUGAGUCUUUAAACAGAGACAGUGAGGAGGAUACGGCAGAAGACGAAAGCGAGAUAGAUGAAAGCGAAACGUACUACGAAAGCGACACGGAAGAUGAAACGGACAUUGGCGAAUUCGGGGACGGCAACAAGGAUACGAUAGACGAGGGUGACACGGGAGAACCUGAGGAGGAGGAGAAUAUAGGUUCUCCUGGCGACGACAAGAAACAGGAUACAAAUGAGCCGGCACCUCCGGAUAAGCGUUCCUUGAAAGAAAAGCUGACACUCAGAUUGCUCAAGCCAAGGGAAAAGGAGAUUCCUAUGGCCAAGUUUAUGCGCACUUGGGCGCUGAUGCUGAAAGCAAAUCUGGCACCAGCUGGUAACUUCCAUUUGUCGUUGAUGUUUGGGCCUCUGAUCUUCGAGUCAGGAUUGAAGGAAAUCAAUCAUGGAGUAUUAGUAUCGCGCCGGCAUCCGCCCUCUCUACUUGCCCACAGCCUUGAUAGUGCGCUAAAAGUGCGAUGUCCGUUUUUCUAUCGACAUAAGCGGACUAAGCGACUUGAAUAUCAGCACAAGAAGGUAUCAAUCGAGCAACGCGCCUUGCUCGCCUGCAUCAAGCGGGUAUACGGAGGCGCAUUCUCAGGCUAUCCCGAAUCAGCCCGAGACCGCGAGGCCAGAGUGAUUGACAUUCUCGUCGAGGAAGCAAAUGCGUAUGGAGCCAUCCCCAGGACCAAGUCCGCCGCGCGCAAAGUGGAACUACUCAAAGAAGCGGCGAAAAGGAUAACGCGCUCAUUAAAGGAGUGUCUUGGGAGUGAAGUCGACAAACAUCUGGACCGCUUUGCCAGAAUCCUGGUUGAGAAGCAGAUGGCCAAGGGUUGGAAUAUGUGGACGAACAGCUGCCAGUGGCUUGUUAUGCGCCUGCUGGACGGUGAAGAUUUCGAGUCCAUCAUUCCACGCUUCUUGGGCAAACCUGACGAGGCUGACGAAGAGAGCUGUCGCUGGCCGCGGUAUCUUGUUAGCUUUGGGCCCAAUAUCGAGGGAUUCAAUCAGACCUUCUAUCAGCCCAGCAGCAUGAUUACGGACUUUUGCCAAAGCCGGCCCACUAUAGACUACGACCUGAUCGAGCAUAUAUCUCUGCGCCGGAAGGAAUCGCCCGACACUCUACCGGCAUCUUGGAUUCACCUUUCCUUGUGCGAUGCCAAGUUCACAGCGAAGACUGGAACGGAUUCUCCCAUCUCAAUGGACGCACUAUGGGCAAUGCCAUGUGACACCUUGUCCAUGCUUCAAUUCCACCUUCUCCGUCAACCAUCCAAGUACCACAGUGAAGGGAACUGGAGCCGGAAUCGCUUCCGGGUCUUGGAACUGCUCGAUACCUUCGCCUCUCUCGCCGGCGCACUGGGGGCCUCUCUCGGCGCCCUUCUAUCCCGAGACAACAAGCUAGUCUCCCAGAUCAUCGUCCCCAGUGCGCGCGUUUUCGGGAACAUCCCCGCGAGCGAACAUGUACGGAUCGUGCGCCUCUCGUCUCGAUGGGCCGGGUACGACAUUACCAAUCGCGUUCCUAGCGCAAUGGGCGAAGCCAGGAGACUCCGGAGGAAGCUGCAGAAGGCUGCGGGGGCUCGAGGUGACCCGGUGCAUGGCGAGGAGGUGCUUUCGGCCUUGGUAGAGAUUUUCCUCACGCCGCUUGUGGUUGUGGGCGGGGGUAAGCUCGCUGAGAAUCUCGGUCAGAUAUUCAGGUUCUAUCAUAAUGGGCCUUGGAUUACGCUAAAUGGGUUUGGGCAUACACUUGUUUGUCCAUUAUUUAUAAGAAAGGUAAACUGUAUAAGAAGCUAAAUAGACCUAUAUAUAUAUAUUGUAGGUGGAUGGUAUAACUUGUAUAACCCAGGAGAAAUAGAUAUAGCUUGUUAAAUAUUGAAAACUCACAAUAGCGUGA